Messenger RNA from Durusdinium trenchii, 939 nucleotides. NCBI's taxonomy places the organism in Eukaryota, Dinophyceae, Suessiales, Symbiodiniaceae. The record is from the annotation of a GenBank genome assembly.
AUGCCAAUGAGCCUUCAGAUGACAACGGUGGCAGAAGCGGCAGAAGGCAAAGGAAAAUGCUACCUUUUUGUGCCUGACUUGGUGGAGUGCCGAGAAGGUGCUCUGCCAGAGAAAGCUGUUGCAUAUGAAUGGGGUGACCUGGAUGAUGAAGCACGUGAGUUCCGGCGACGUCGCAAAGCACGACAGGAGAUGCCGGUUGAAGAGUUGGACCUGCUCUUGGAGAAGCGGAAACAAGAUCGGCGGAAGGAAGGUUUGCAGCUCUUCGACGAUUGGCUUAUUCACCAGAUCCAGACAUGCGAUUUUCCAGUGGAGGUGGUGCUGGAAAGCCCAGUGCCUGCGGAAGAAGUGGAGAUUGAAUUGCAGGAUGUUGCUCCAGCGCCUCCUGCUCACAGUUCUUUACGUGGCAUUGAGCUGGACUCCGACUCGGACAGUGAUGAUGAAAAUGACGGAGGAACUGACUCCUUCAUCGACUACCUACGGCGGCGGCUGUCAACGGCGCUCCCUGCCGAACGGUUGCAUUGUGCAGACCCUCGUGAGCUUGGAGAGGGCAGUGAAGAGUUGUCCCUUCGCGAUGCUUUCCAGCGGCUGUUGAGCCAACCUCGACCCAAAGAUAUGGAAGAGGUGGAGCUGGACAGUCUUGGGGCCUCGUACCCGGACGAUGAAGAGCCAGAAGAUGGACAGUGCGAUGAGACGAGUAGACUGCUUCCGGCAGUGCCAUCCUUCGAAGCCUUCUUUGGAGCUGCAUCAGAUGUGCUCUACUAUCAUCCCGAGGUGAAGAUGGACUAUGCGCCCUUCUUGCACAAAUGUGUCGGGUCUGCAGAGGCCUUGGAGCAAUUCUUCGAUCGCCUCUUCUUUGGCACGGUACCCGAAGCAUUGGCGGAGCUGACCUUGACCGAGGAAACCAGGCUUGGCCAGUGGAUGGCUAGGGUAGGGGUUUGA